AUGGAGAGAAACAAAAACUAUCGUCGCAAGCACAAAAACUAUCGUCGCAAGCACAAGUUUGGGGUUAAUGAUCAGAUUCGGAACAUAAGGCAGAUUCAUCUUAACACGAUGAUCCGCAUUGGUGGAGUUGUCACGAGGCGUUCUGGUGUCUUUCCUCAGCUGCAGCAGGUGAAAUAUGAUUGUAACAAGUGUGGGGCAAUCUUGGGACCUUUCUUCCAAAACUCGUAUUCAGAAGUCAAGGUCGGUUCUUGUUCUGAAUGCCAGUCAAAAGGACCGUUUACUGUUAAUGUCGAACAGACGAUUUACAGGAACUAUCAGAAGCUUACCAUCCAAGAGAGUCCAGGAACAGUGCCUGCUGGACGACUUCCUAGACACAAGGAAGUUAUCUUGCUGAAUGACCUUAUUGAUUGUGCUCGUCCUGGAGAAGAAAUUGAGGUUACUGGGAUAUAUACCAACAAGUUUGACCUGUCUUUGAACACAAAGAAUGGGUUUCCUGUCUUUGCCACUGUGGUGGAAGCAAACUAUGUUACAAAGAAGCAAGACCUCUUCUCUGCGUACAAGCUAACACAGGAAGACAAGACCCUCGAAGAGCUAUCCAAGGAUCCACGUAUAGUUGAACGUAUCAUUAAGUCAAUUGCUCCGUCAAUAUAUGGCCACGAAGAUAUCAAGACAGCUAUUGCUCUUGCGAUGUUUGGAGGCCAAGAGAAAAACAUUAAAGGGAAACACAGACUGCGUGGAGACAUUAAUGUACUUCUACUAGGAGAUCCAGGAACAGCAAAAUCACAAUUUCUGAAAUACGUUGAGAAAACUGGUCAGAGAGCUGUCUACACGACUGGAAAGGGAGCUUCUGCUGUUGGUCUGACUGCAUCAGUACACAAGGAUCCAGUUACAAGGGAAUGGACUCUUGAAGGAGGGGCUCUUGUACUUGCUGACCGAGGAAUCUGUCUUAUCGAUGAGUUUGAUAAGAUGAAUGAUCAGGACAGGGUGAGUAUCCAUGAAGCCAUGGAACAGCAGAGUGAUACGAGCCGUUUUAUCAGUAUAUCGAAGGCAGGAAUUGUUACUUCUCUGCAAGCUCGUUGCUCUGUUAUUGCUGCAGCUAAUCCAGUUGGUGGAAGGUACGAUUCAUCCAAAUCAUUUGCACAAAAUGUGGAGUUGACAGAUCCGAUCCUUUCACGUUUUGAUAUCCUUUGUGUUGUCAAGGAUGUGGUUGACCCAGUGAACGAUGAAAUGCUUGCUGAAUUUGUUGUCAAUAGUCACUUCAAGUCACAACCUAAAGGUGAUAAACUGGAUGAUAGCGAGCCACAAGAUGGCGUUCAAGAUUUUAGCGGUUCUUCUGAUCCCGAGGUUCUUCCCCAGAACUUGCUGAGGAAAUACUUAACAUACUCGAAGCUGUAUGUAUUCCCUAAACUGAGUGAAAUAGAUGCCAAGAAGUUGGAAACUGUUUAUGCUAAUCUAAGAAGAGAAUCAAUGAACGGGCAAGGGGUUUCUAUUGCAACAAGGCACCUCGAGUCCAUGAUCCGAAUGUCUGAAGCAAAUGCUAGGAUGCACCUUAGACAGUAUGUCACAGAAGAAGAUGUUAACAUGGCCAUUCGUGUCCUUCUUGACUCUUUCAUAUCAACUCAGAAAAUUGGUGUCCAGAGAACACUGAGAGAGACUUUUAUACGUUACAUAACAUACAAAAAGGACUUCAACUCACUGCUGUUCGUUCUUCUGAAAGAGCUAGUGAGGAAUGCUUUGAGGUUUGAAGAAAUCAUUACGGGAUCAAACUCGGGACUAUCUUCUAUCGAAGUUAAGAUAGAGGAGUUGCAGACGAAGGCCAAGGAAUACGACAUUACAGAUCUACGGCCGUUCUUUUCGAGCACAGAUUUUACCAAAGCUCAUUUCGAGUUGGAUCAUGGUCGAGGAGUGAUCAAAUGUCCUAGAAGGGUUGUGGCUUGGUAAACAAUAAGGCAAGAGAUUCCGGCUACUAAAAACUUACUUGAGUUUUCACUAGACAUUCGAAUAUUGUUGGAUUUUUAGAAGAUGGUUUCGUUUCAAGUUAAGAUUAUAAGUUGUUCUAGGAUUUUAACUCGGUUCGUCUACCUUGAAAUCUACAUUUUGAGCCUUAGGCACCUCUGACGAAUUAGAAC
This is a messenger RNA of Raphanus sativus (radish), 2129 nucleotides long. Its product is annotated as DNA replication licensing factor MCM2-like. Gene Ontology annotation, molecular function: 3'-5' DNA helicase activity; ATP binding; single-stranded DNA binding. Gene Ontology annotation, biological process: mitotic DNA replication initiation; DNA replication; double-strand break repair via break-induced replication. Lineage: Eukaryota; Viridiplantae; Streptophyta; Magnoliopsida; Brassicales; Brassicaceae. The record is from RefSeq and is a predicted model, not a curated record. Gene Ontology annotation, cellular component: nucleus; MCM complex.